GGGGCCCCCGGCGUCCGGCUGCGCGGCCCUCGGCGUGCGCUGCUUCUGCGCGCGACCUUCCGCCUCCGAGCCGGGCCGGGCUGCGGCGCUGCAAUCCCUGCUGACGCCGCCGCCGCCUCGGCUCGCCGCUUCCCAUUCGUCCGCGCCGCUUCUCCAGCCCCCUCCCCGCCGCCUCGUCCUUUGUACUUUCUUUCACGUGUUCCGGGCGGGCGGGCGAGGGUCGGUCCGGGCAGGGGAAGAGGAGCGGGCGGGCGGCUUCUCCCGGCAAGGCGCGAAGGGCCCCGCGGGCCGUGCGUGCGGCCCCCGCCCCGUGGCGCGAGGAUGGCCGAGAGGAAGAGGAUCUGGAACACGGAGGACGACCUGCCGGUCUACCUGGCGCGGCCGGGCACCACGGCGCAGACGCCCCGCCAGAAGUACGGCGGCAUGUUCGCCUCGGUGGAGGGCGCCUACGAGAACAAGACCAUCGACUUCGACGCCUACAGCGUGGGCCGCAAGGGCUCGCGCACCCCGCGCAGCGGCAGCCGCCACGACCUGCUGGACGGCGCCGGCGGAGACAGCUACAGCGAGACGGCCAGCGACGUCAGCGAGAUCUCGGGCUCGGUGGUCAGCUCGCCCAGCGGCGACAGGGAGGCCCGCGCGCCCGGCGUCGAGAUCCGCUACCCGGCCGGCAAGGAGCCGCUGCGCGGCGCCCACAAUGGCAAGGUAAGCGCGGGGCUCCCCAGGCCCAGCAGGCGCCGCCCGCCCCAGUCGCGGCUCCCCCUGCAGGGCUCGCUGCGGAAGCGGGGAGGAGACCCGCACCAGGCCCGGCAGCCAGGCCAAGCCAGCGCCCGAGGAGGAGAGCGGGGAGCGGCGGGCUGGGUUCUCCGGGGCUGCAGUUGAGUUCUCGGGGGUGUCUCUCGAGGAGGAAUGCGGGGGGAAAUGCGGGCAUCGCGCUCUCUCCCGCUCAUCAAACGUAACUUGGCCCUUGGCUAGCAUGUCAUGAAUAUACGGCAAAAAGUGUUUCCCCGCUGAAAUCUGAUUUUAAUUGCUUCUCUCUCUAGCUGUCGUCUCAUAACCAAAGGUCUCUGAGUGACAGUCAAAGCAAUUCAGCAUGCAAAUUCAAUAAAACCCAUAGUGCCCACUAAUACAAAACAGCCCUAUCUUAAUGAUGGACCACAUCAGAGAGGUCUAGAGGGGGGUCUUGCCAUCUGGACAGCCAGGACCUCCAUAUACACACUGCCCAGGCUUGCAUCAAGGGGAGGUCGCUUCCGUGCUGCUAAUGCAUGGUUUUGACUUCACCCUUGGAGCUGCAGUCCAUUCUCUCUCAAGAUAGGAUGUCAACAGCCAAGGACAGCCAACAAUCCCCUUCCUUUGCAAGUCUGGAAGAAAGCUAUUCAGCGGAGGCUGCUCAGCUAGGGCAGUCAGAUGUGCAUGCAGGUGCUAAGAACUUGUGUGCAAAUUCUCUGAAUAUGAAUGCCCUAUGGUUGAAGUGUGUCAGUAUCAGUUUCUCUUUUCAUGAUUACUUACAUCAACUUAUCCCUGCCAUACAUGUGUGUUGGGGAACUGUCUCUUUUAACACACUGUAUCUUACCUCUGUGGCUAACACUUUAGGUAGUAGCUCAAGCAGUUGCAGGCCCUGCAAAUUCAAGAAUUUUUGAAUUCUAUAAAGUCAGACAGUCUUCAUCUGGAGUUCUGGUUGUGCAGUUCCAGCUUUUCUGAGCUCAUCAAUGGGCAAUGGCUUCUCUGUGCUUUGCUUGACCUUUCUUUCAGAAAAGCUGAGCAGUUAGCUAAUUUCUAUUUGGAGUCACUGGAGCAUCACAACACUCAGUCAAGUUUGGUUAUGGGGGUUGCGAGUGGGUGGGGGGGACAAUGACUAAUGAGCUGAUCAAGAAACCCGUCUGGAUUGGCUGCCUAGUAACCUUUUGUUAAGGAAGAACAUCUAGCGUUUAGCUGUCAUGGCAUGCAAGACUUGGGAAGGUUAGUUCACAUACCCUAAUAUCAUUCGUAUGCAUCCAGAUAUUUACAGUUAUCUCCUCCCCCAAAUGAAAAAUCAAGCGUCUUUCAAGGAUUUGAUCAGAAAUGGAAGCUGUUGAAAGAAUGGCAUUGUUUUAUUAUUGUACAAGAAAACUUGCUAGUGAUUUGUGACCUGCCGACAUCUGUAUGUCUUCAGCUGUGCAUUGCAAUGAACACUGGAGAAAGGGAAGACUGUAAAAUUGUAGCAAAACCUUUUGAGCAAGGUCAUUAUUGGAAUUCUUCCAGAUAUUGAAGCCUUCAGAAAUGUAUCACUUUUUCAAGGCCAUAAUUUGUUCUUGGCAUGCGGGAAAUUAAAGGGAAAGAUGUUUGCCACUAUCCCUACUGAAACCCAUUGUGACUGCAGUUAGCCAAGCUUAUAACAGUCCAAACAUCCCAUAACAUGCUCACCAAACAGGGCUGGUUGGACUUGCCUGCCAUUGCCAUGCACCAUGAUCCACCCUCUAAAUAUCCAGGAUCUGUUUCUUCACAAUAUUACAGACCCACUGAAAUUAAUGGACCUAAAUUAAUCAUGUCCACCAACUUGAAUGGGUCUAGUCUGAGUAGGACUAGCACUGGAUACAAUCCUUUGCGUAGGAUAAUGAAGAACGUAAUUCUGUUUGGGCAUUCCACAUCCCUCAGGCAGUAAGGGAAAGCAGGGAUGGGCAUGUUAGCUCUGGGCCCUUGUUGCCUUCCACAAGUUGGAGCAAUAAUUUCAGGAGCAGGACCCUACUCUAUCCAUAUAUGCUUUCCCUUUCCUGAUUUAGAACCCUAGAAAAAUCAGGGUUCUAGAUUUAAGAUAACCAACCUGAUGCUAUGAAAAUAUGGGAGGAAGAAAAACUGAACUGAGUUAAUACUGAGGCCAAAGUACUAAUUUUCAGAGAUGUCUUGAAGCUGGCUAUUAGAAACUGCACAGAACUGUGUUUUAAGAAGUGAAUGGCAUGGGAGAGAGUUUGUCUCCCUCCUAUAUGAAAUUGUCAUCAGUGAGCAUCAUAUUGCUAGGAAAGUCACAGAGAAGCAGUCUUCAACUGAUGUUUAGCUGCAACCAUCAUGACACAUACACGCUAGUUACAUGUAUGCUCCGCAUGUGUCUCCUCAGCCCCAUUGUUGUUGCCCAUCAUUUGAAAUGUGGUUUUGAAGAAAACAUGUGCCAGUUUACUUGGUUCUCAUAGUUAUAUCAAUUUUAUUUGUGUGUAUACGCCUUCCAGUAACUUGGUUCUGUGUGCUCAAAAGGGCAGCUUAAAAGCUCUUGCAGACAGAGGAUGGCCUGUUUAGCUCUCCUUUGGUGGAACCAGCUGAAAAGGCGGGUGGCUGUCCUGUUCCUUCGGAUGCCCAGAGACCGUUGAGGAGGUUGAAGGGGGCAUAUCUGCCUCUGAUUUCCCCUCCAGUCCAAUGUCUGGUCAAACUGGUUUCGCAGGGAUGUGAAGCACCCCAGAACAAUAUGGGGUGAUGAUGACAGAAGCUGAGAAUAGCACCAGCCUCUUCCCCACCUUUCAGGGCCGGCCACUCCAAGUCAGAUCUAGCAGAUCCUGAAGCUGGUCUUUCUUUUUCCCCUCCCCCGCUUGUUCCCGAGGAAGCUCUUCGCGCCCCUGUUCUUCCCCGACGGGGAGGCGCCAUUUUGGGGUUCGCCUCCGGGGCCCCCGUGCCCUGACCAUGUCCCCCUCUCGGGCAAAGGGCGCUUCCUUCCUCUGCGGCCAGAGCGAGCAGCGGAAGGAUUCUGGGCGGGCUCCGUCCUGCACCUGACAGGACUCUUGGGGGGCUGGGACACAGUGGCGGCGCCCGCUCUGGGCCAGGCCCUCCCGGGGCCCUUUUCUCCGGCCGGGGGCCGAGCGGGAGGCGGCGUUUUCCGGCGCGAGAGGCAGGCCGGCCGGCUCCGAGGAGGCGCUUCCUGGGUGGGGAAGCGGCCUUGGCAGCUGCAGCCCCCACAGCCGCCUCUAGACGGAGCUCGUCCUCCCCCAGUCCCGGGGGGGGGGGGGAGAGCCUCUCCCUCGAUCCGCCGCCGCGCCCCUCCUGCCUGCCCGCCUGCCUGCCUGGCGACUCCUCGGCCGGCGCCGCCGCGCUUUGUUGUGCCGCCGCCGCCGGGCGCGCCCCUCUCCGCAGCCGGAGGCAUGUCGGGCCACCAAGGCAAAAAGAGCAUCCCGCGCAUCACGGUGAGCAGCAGGCGCGGCGCCUCCGCGCGCGGAAGACUCCCUUUGUCCGCUGGGGGGGGGGGUCGCCCAGGGGGCCAACGCCGCGUGUGCCGCCCUGAGGGCUGGGCGCGGGGAGGGCGGCUUCCCCUGGGGCCGCGACGGGGCAGCAGCGCCGCUUCCCGGCUGCAGAGGCGCGGAGCCAGGCGGGCCAGGCAGAACAAAAGAGCGCGGGGAGCCGGGCGCGCGCCUGCAGGGCGCCCGGGCAAGGGGGCAGCCGCCCCCGCCAGGCUGAGCACCUACCGGGGGAGGGGGGGUGUGGAUCGGGGCGGGUGUCUCCAGAAGAGGAUCCCACGGCGGGGUUUCCCAAGGGGGCUUAAGGACAGAAGCAGCGCUGCUAAGAGCUCUGUGGGAGCUUUGAUGUCCAUCGUGGAGGCGCCCUUGGUUUUCCGAAGCGGAGCAGCCAGCCCCACAUCUCCCCAUGCAAAAGGCAUUGGGGGCGCUUCCCUCGGCGCCCAGCCGCGAUAGAGGGAAACGGGAGCUAUGUGCUUCUUUCCUCGCGCAGCGCCGGCGCCGGCCUCCGCCAAUUGCCACGAGGCUGUCAAGAGGUGCGCGGCAUAUUCCUGCCACAUGCUUCCUUGGAAGCCAGUCCCAUUGUGUUCAACGGGGCUCACUCCCUGUAAGUGUGAUUAGGGUCGCAUGUUUGGAUUUCCUUUAAAGGGCAACACAGAGAAGGAAGAAAUGCUGCCGCACAGGAAAUUGUGAAGUGCACAAAAGGCUGCCUGCUCUAGGGUGGCAGGUGGCGCAUUGUGUGCUAUUCGCAGAUAGAAACAUAGGGAUGUGAUACAGUGCGAUGUCGCUCUAGCACCACAUGGAAAAGGAGAAGCUGUGCUGCCCACAAGUUUCCCUCUGAAAAUCCAGGUAUUGCUGGGAGCAACCAGGAAUCUAUCUGGAUAUUAUUAUUAUAAAAUUUAUAUACCACCCAUACCCAUAGGUCUCAGGGCGGUUCACAGGAUUUAUUUUAAGCAAUAAAGAAUGUACUUGUUUCUCUUUGAGACUCCACCCGUUUAUCCAGACACCCAGGGUUGUGCAAAUCUAUUUUGUUAAGAAUCUUGCUAGACUUCUCAAGGUUUCAUGAAAACCUCUCAGAUUUAUAGCUUAAGAAAAAACCUUAACGUUUGCUUUAACUUUCCUUGUGGCAGCAACUGGUUGUAAUGUGCAGAUGUGUGGAUUGUCUGUUUCCCCAAAACAUUGAUUAGUUCCCCCUCUGAAAUCUGACGAACCUCCAAACCUGUUUCAAAUUGCAUGUUAGAUGAAAUUCUUGAUUGCAAUCCUGAUCACAACAUUAAGUAAGGGAUAGUUGGGUCCAGGGACAAAUUUGAUUAGGCGUUAGUCCCACAAGUUGCCGGGAACUUAACUGCAUAAGGAAGAUGCAAGAAUCUUAGAACUGUCCAGCGAUAUUAAGGCAACAAUUUUCAGUAUGUGGAGGACAUUCAACCCCACCAGCACCAAACUGGGCAAUAUGUCAACCCCCCUCCUCUUGCCCCCAACAGACAUUUGGCAUUUUGUGCUGUUGAACAGACUCGUUCCUUGUGGGGCUUUUGGAGAUGAACUCCCCCUUAGGCACCAGAAGGAGUGAAUACAGUUUAGAGCCAGGGACCAGGUGAGUGCUAAUUCCUAGCAGCCACUCAAAAGAACACCAACUGUUUAUAUGACAGUUACUUUUCACUGACAGAAAAACAGCAUUUGAAAAAUUAUUUUGAACAAACCAAUUAGGUGGAAAGGGAGGUGAGACAAAUGAAGAGGUUCUAAUCACACCCUCUUGAUAAAACAUGUGAAUUUGAAGCACAGGGGGAAAGGCAGGGUCGCUGGAGCAGCUUGGUUUAUUUUAAUGCACCUGCUCAUGUCUCUUUAAUGCAUAAACUUUUAGUCGGCAAACUUUCCUCUUCUGUUUGUUUCUGUGUCAAGAAAGCCUUCACCAGCUGAAAGUCUGCACACUAGACAGCUAGUCAAGAUGAAGGAGCAGGUCCAGGAACCAAGGUGUUACGCCAGUGCAAAAGUCCAAGAUCAUCUGGAGGGUCCCUGGGUCUCCACCCUGACUUAAAGCUUGGGAAUCUCUGAGUUUAACUGCUCCUCAUCCUUAACUACUGUUUCUCUGCUGCUGCAGUCUAGGAGUCAGGGAAACAGAGUUGCCCUAUUUUUCCUGCCAGGUUCCCUGCGCCUUCAAAAGCUACAUUACAACACACCUCUGUGGGUAUAUGCUCGUUUUUUAAGGAUGAGGUUUAAUUUGAGCCACAGGGUGGUUGGAGUUCUUCAGGGAAAAGGCUAGCUCAUACAGGGCAAUUAGAUGAACUGUUUCUGUUACCCAUUUUAGAAUAUAAUUAACAAAUUCAUAUAGCUUUCUUAUAAUGGUUAGCUUCAUCAGUAUCUGAAAAUUCAAACAGAGGCUCUUUAUCCUGUCCAAUGCUAAAUGUAAAUGCACGAAACCUGUUAACAUACCAUAUUUCUAGCACACAUUAUAAGCAAAAUGAUCAAGACUUAUUUUAAGAUUAAAGGUCUGCUGGAUUUUUUUGUUGUUGCUCAGUUACAAAUUGGAGCCAAAUUCUUGCAGAGAGUUGUACUUUGAUUUAGCAACUCAGUGGCUGCAAAGCUUAUCUUGCCUAUUUGAACUCCCAGAAACAAAAUUUAGGAAGCAAAAAAAAAGUAUUUGCAGGACAGGAUUGUCUGUUGUAGAGAUGCUCACACAUAAACUCUUAAUAAUCAAAUAUUGAAAGUGUUUCUGGUUGGACAGUCAGUCAGAAAAAUGUAGUAGACCCUAUAAAUAGCCCCUCUGACCAAACUAACUUUUGGAAAAUAAAAAGGAUAUCAAAGAAAUGGUUUUAACUGACCAGGAGUUUUUCACUAUUAAAGGAAAACAUGGUGUCUUAUAAUCACCUAAUUUUCAGAAGCAUCCAUUACAGAGGCUAGGGGAGCAUACCUCUUGGAUACAGAAUAAGAAAAAUGAAUACAUUCAGCAAAUACACUGGCCACUUUUGGGUUUGGUAAUGGGUUCUAAAAGAUCUCUACUGGGAGAAUGUUUUCUGGAAUAGAAAGUAAGUGUUAGCUCGCAGGUGGAACUGGGCAAAGAAGAGGAUUUAGUCAGGGCCACCCACCACCACACAAGCCCCACAGCCCUGCUCUCCACUGAUAUCUCCUUUGGUAAUGAACUGGUGCUGGUCCUGCUAAAAAAAAGCCAGUCUGUGAAGGUUCCUGGCACACUGCUAAGAAGAGCAGCCGCAGUCCAUUUCGAUGUUGAGAAAGGGGUGCUAAUUGUGUUGGUAUCUGCUUGGUUGGAGAUAAUGUUGAACAUUUCAGAACUUAUUUCUCACAAGUUACCAGAGACACAUUAGGUGGCUAAAAACUUUGGAGUUUUUAGAUGUAAAGAAGUUGACUUUAAGUAGCAGGAAAUAUGACCUGAGAACAGAUAUCCUAAUCUAGAAUUACAGUAGUGAUAUUGUACAUGAAGAUCGUACUGCAGUUCUCUUAAGACCUUGUGCUGUUGAUGGUUAACUACAUGUUUUUAAGUAAGCUAUUAGACCUAAUUCUUUUUCUCCUUUCCCCCCUUCAGAGUGAACGCCUGCUCAUUAAAGGUGGACGGAUUAUUAAUGAUGACCACUCCUUCUAUGCAGAUGUUUACCUGGAAGAUGGGCUGAUAAAGUUAGUUUUAAAACUUUGAACUUUCUGUGUAUGUUUGGUGAUGCAAGAGUUGCUAGCAACAUUAUGGUGUACUUGCCUAUUUAACACAUCUUAUCUAUAGUCAAAGCUACAGGCUCCCCCAUCCAGUAUUUUCUGAUAUCAGUAGACUGGAUUGAUUCCAGCCCAAAGUUUCUAUUUGGGGUAUGUUCACAUUAGCAAGGUCAAACAUACACCCCUUCUGUGUUUCAAACUGCAUUUCACAGCGUUGUUAACAUUAGGGGGGGAGGGAAUGUCUUCACCCAACAGACAUGAACUUUUUGGUUUCUCUGCCCCUGCAACACCUGCCCUCCCUAACUCCUAUUUUGUCAUCUGCGCAGGUUGCUCAUCUGUGCAUGUAUGAUGGGUGUUAGGAUUUGUCCACAUUAACCACUUCUUCUGCAUCCAGUUUUUUAGUUAGAUUGAAGCUGGCUUGAGCAAGGUGCCAUGUGAAUGUGACUUAAAAAACUUUCAGUGGGAGCACAGUGGUAAGUGGUAAGUGAACAUGCCCUUAGUUAUAGGCAUCCAUCUGUCUUGAGAGACAUUGGAGUGUGUAAACCGCUGUGUUAGGAGCACCAAAGUGACCUCCCUGGGACGCAAGCCUGGGCAGUGUGUAUCGAAGUCCUGGGCUGCCCAGAGGACAAGAUCUCCUUUUCAUCCUCGCUAAUGUGGUCCUAAGGAAAGCAGAACAGUAUGUUUGGCUCCAGCUGGGCUGCAGGAGUUGCUGGAAGGAGGAGUUCAAGGCGCCACCAACCAUCUUAGGGACUCCUUUCUGGAUUUGUGUAUGGAAAAAACCUGACAAACCUAGCCAGCAUCUUAAAAAGCAGAGACAUCUCCUUGCCAACAAAGGUCCGUAUAGUUAAAGCUAUGGUUUUCCCAGUAGUGAUGUAUGGAAACGAGAGCUGGACCAUAAAGAAGGCUGAUCGCGGGAGAAUUGAUGCUUUUGAAUUAUGGUGCUGGAGGAGACUCUUGAGAGUCCCAUGGACUGCAAGAAGAUCAAACCUAUCCAUUCUGAAGGAAAUCAGCCCUGAGUGUUCACUGGAAGGACAGAUCGUGAAGCUGAGGCUCCAAUACUUUGGCCACCUCAUGAGAAGAGAAGACUCCCUGGAAAAGACCCUGAUGUUGGGAAAGAUGGAGGGCACAAGCAGAAGGGGAUGACAAAGGACGAGAUGGUUGGACAGUGUUCUCGAAGCUACCAGCAUGAGUUUGACCAAACUGCGGGAGCCAGUGGAAGGCAGGAGUGCCUGGCAUGCUCUGGUCGAUGGGGUCACAAAGAGUCAGACACGACUAAAUGACUAAACAACUUCUUAGGCUUUUCUUCUCCUGAAGAUUUCCCACAAGGCAUCAGAGGUUUAGGGUCAGAGUAUUCCUUCUCCUAAGUGGUCUACCUUCCCAGGUUGAUGAGCCUCAUCUGCUCCUCCCCCCAUUUCCCCCUACAGUGCACGCAAAACCCACUUUCUUGACCAUUGAAACCCACCAUUGGUCUUGUCCACCCCAUCCACUGGAGCCUGUCUUUGCAUGCAAGGGGAAGUCUCUAACUCAAUGGGUUUGAGACCAACUGGCUGCCCUGGUUUAGCUGGGUAGUCAAAGCCGUUUCCCGGGGUGUGGCCACUGUCACAUGCUAACAGCUUACAGGAGGCGCACGUGAAAGGGUGCAGGGUGAGGACCAAAGGUGGACAAACUACCCAGAAGUAGCACAACCUCUGGUGGGGGACACAUGCCCUUAGUAUAGUGUAGAAAUCACCGCAUAAAAGCUGUUAGGCAAGCAUAUACUUCCAGUCAAAGAAUUUCCAUCAAACAUAGAAGGGGCUUAGCUGUUUUAAAAGGAUGUCCUCAUGUGAAACUACUGAUUUGGAUAUAGAUUUGACACUAUGAUGGCCAAACUAGAUAUACCUUGGUGUGUGUUGGGGGAGGGGUUGCUCAUCAGAGAAAUAGCAGAAAAUAAAGUAAGAAAUUGCAAGAGGUAUAGAAUUCUCCCCCCCCCCCAAAAAAAAACUUCUUUGCUGUGGUCCAGUUUAUUACUGGUUCGGAGUGGGUCUCAAUCUUCUUUUUUGUUAAAUAAAUUUUAUUUAUUUUAAAUUACAGAAAUCCAGUAUACACCAAAAUAUAUUAAUACCAAAUAACAAUACCAAUUCAGUUACAAAUCAAUUACAUAGCCCAGUGAUGGCCAGACUUGGCCCUCCAGCUGUUUUGGGACUACAGUUCCCAUCAUCCUUGACCACUGGUCCUGUUAGCUAGGAAUGAUGGGAGUUGUAGUCCCAAAACAGCUGAAGGGCCGAGUAUGGCCAUCACUGACCAAUUUUGUAUGGCUUCCCACAUGCUGUACUUCAGGGUCUGAUUCCCUUUAAUUUUGCCUCCAAACUAUUGCUUAAACCAAAGACAAUCCAUUCUUGAUAAAAUCCCUUAUACCGCAGCUACAAUGAUUAACUUCAAUUCGCAUUAACACAUAAUAGUAAUUUGUAAAUUCGCAGAUGAAGUUCUCCUGCAAUCUUCUGAAUGGAUCUUGUUUCAUUUGUGCUCCGCAUAGUAUUGUGACACACACAUUGCUGGGCCUCUUGGAGUGGUUUUGUAACAACAACGUCUGCCACCCUCAGGCCCAUUCCCUUCAUAUUUCUUCUAUCUGCACAUGUGUGUGCUUUAUGUAUAAUUGGGUGUUUGUAUAUAUGCCUCUUGAGGAUUAACACUUUAUGUAGCUCUGCUGAAGUGAGCUUAAACCCAUGAAAGCUUAUGCCACAUAAAUUUGUUAGUCCUGACUUGUGUUUUUUCUGCAACAGACUAAUAUAGAAUGUGAGGGACAUGGCAUUCAUAUGCUUUGAUAUUAGAAUUUCUCAUUCACUUUAUCUUAAACUGAGGAAGCUAUUGCAUUUUCUAAACAUAAGUUAACUGCAGGCGGGCAAAUCAAUUCUAGUAUUCAUGGUUGGCUAUAGCUCUUCCCCUUAGGAAGUAUACCAUGAGCAGGUUCAUAUGUAAGGCCUUUGCUGCUCCUGCUGUUGCACCACUGGGAGCUAAGCCAUAGUUUGUUUAGGUUGCUGUCUGAAUUGAGGCUCAUGGUUUGUCUUGCUCCAGGUAAAGGAUGAGCUGUAAACCCAAAAAUUAGUUUUGGUUGCAGCUCAUGGGGUGCCUGGAGUGAUACAAGCCACAGUCCUGGAUUCUGUGGAAAGUUUUCCAUUUCAUAUGUUCAUUAGUCACAAUGCCCAUUGCAGAUACAAUCUUAGGCAAGCUUGGAAGCUUCAAGGUUGUUAGUGAACAGAAACAAAUACAGGUAAAUAAACAUACUAAACUAAAUCACCUUCUAAGGCACCAGUAACUUUUCUGAUGCAAAACUGUUUUGUUUUUGCAGAUUAGUGUAAUUUUCCAUAAAUCUUUUCAGUAUGAAUUUUUCCAGAGAAAACCCUUUAGUGCUUUAGUGUGAGAUCUCCAGCCAAACUAGCCUUCCACUUAGCAAAAUUUGCAGUAUUUGGUAUUGACCCAAUUUAUAUGUAAACCGCAUUGAUGCAGUGAUGCUCCAAAGAAUGUGGAAAGUGUUUCAUGUGCCUGGAAUGACUGGGCUGGAUUUUUGUAAACCUCUUAGAUGUUUUCUUAAAAUCAAGCAGUAUAUAAAUUCUGUUAAAUAAGAUAAAUGAAAUUUAAUUUAUUCGUUCUCUAAAUCAGUGGUUCACAAUUAGCUAAGUACUGUGCACUCACUGUUUUUCAAAAGCCAAGCCACAGACUCCCUCCUUUUGAAAUUUUUGAUAUCUCUGUGGCAGUUUUUGUUAUGUGGAUGGUGUCACAGACUCCCUGGGUGGGUUACACGGAAUCCCUGAGGUUCACAGGCCGCCAAUCGGGAACCACAUCUCUAAAUGUUUAGUUGGCAUGACUGAAGCCUGAUCAGCCACCCCACAGCUGCGUAGCUGUUGUUUCCCUGUAGCACUGCCUACGGGCAACUGUGUCCAUGGGGUUCCAGGGUCUACCUUUAGCUCUAGCUUCUAAGUUCUGAUACAUCUUAAGAAUGUUCAUGAUUCCUGCAUUGCAGAGGGUUGGACUACAUGACCCUUGAGAUCCCUUCUAACUCUAUAAUCCUGUGAUUCUGUGAUUCUUCUAUGAGCCCAUUUGGGAGAUGUAUGAGAGGGACAGUGCAAGAGAGGUUUGCAAGAAGCAACUGACAACUUUAAUCAAUUAUAUUAUCAGAAGAACUAUACAACCCAAAUAGUUAAUCGAACUUCACAAAGGCAUGGGCGAUUUGCACCAUUCUUCCAUUGCCAACAUUUGUGUUAUGAUUUGCAUGUUUUGGAACUGCAUCUCAGGUUUGGGCUGGCUGUGAUAUUCUUUCUGGUAGUGGACAUAGUAAUAGCUUCACUGUGCUGUAAGGAAAGCUACAGUAUAUGACACAAGCAGUUUGUAGGAAUUCUAAGCAGUGUAAAGACCAGCCCAUGAGAUACUGUAGCUAAAUUUUCAUUUGCAGGAUCUAUGGUUGCAAAAUGCAUGCAAAAAUGCAGUGAGAUCUAUUGGGAUGCAGGAUGCUGUAUAAUCACAUCUUAGACCCUAAUAUUAGAUUCAACUGAAGUUGAGUUUUAUAUUUGAAGCCUUCAAGAUUGUUGUUAAUGUUUCUAGACAAAAGAACCAAAAUAGCCCUUCUUCCUUUUCGUCAGACAAAUAGGAGAGAAUUUGAUUGUUCCUGGUGGAGUGAAGACCAUUGAGACGAAUGGGCUUAUGGUUAUUCCUGGAGGCAUCGAUGUCAAUACUUACCUGCAGAAGCCCUCUCAAGGCAUGAUGGCUAUUGAUGAUUUCUAUCAUGGCACAAAGGCAGCUCUAGGAGGAGGCACUACCAUGAUCAGUAAGUACUGGAAAUGCUCAGCGCUUCAUAAUGGAAAAGCUGAGGGUGUGUCCCAUUCAUAGAAGCAUUAGAGAAAGGUUUAAUUUCAUAUGGCACAGGAGAGCAAACCAGCAAGUCCAGACCCUUCUCCCCAUUAAAGAUAGUAAUAGCUGAAGCUUCAGUGGCUGUAAUGAUAUGUGCAAAUGGGUUAUCGAGACUGAAGGAAAACAAACUGCUGGUGAAUGAAAACAUUAAAUUUUUAAUUGGAUAUAUUGUUGUUGUUGUUAUUGUUACUAUUGUUGUUAUUAUUUCAGUUUAUUAGUUCCUUACCACAUAAGUCUCCAAAUGACUUCAAAAAAUUGAAAGCUGAAAGAAUGGCAAAAAACCCUGAAAAAGGACAAUGUAAUACAAUGGUAACAAUACCUGCCCUGGGACCAUAAGGGUGAAGGGGAAGGAAGGAAGGAAGGAAGGAAAUAAUCUAGAAAAGAAAUCUAUUGAAACAGCAGCAAGAACUCCAGCAGCAAAAGCACUCUAUCAAUAGACAGCAAAAUAAAACAGGCAGUGACCAUUUCACAUGGGGGUUCCAUUCUUAGCCCCCACAUGCGUUGGCAGACAGCGUAUAAGAGUGCCCUGCCCCCAUUAUGCCCCACCCCCUUUCUCCCCGUUCUGCCCUCAUUUUGCCACCUUCUGGGUCUCUGAAAGGACCCGUGCAUCGGUGAUCAUACGUCAAUUGGAAGCGCCGAAAAUGGUCGCCACCGGUAGUAGUAGUAAUAAUAAUAAUAAUAAUAAUAAUCAUUAUCCAUCAAAUGCCUGGGAGAAUAGGUAAGUUUUUACUUAGCAUAGGGACGGUGUUAAGUGAUGGAGCAGGGUGAAUCUCACUGGGGAGAGCUUUCGAAACUUCCAUGAGAGGAGCACCCAGAGAAGGGCCCUGGAUGAAAACCAGAGGGUCUGGGUAGGUUCAAAUCAUGAGUGGGGCUCUGAGCCAUAUAGAGAUUUAAGGUUACAUCACCACUUUGAAUGGGACUUGGAAAUGAACAGGCAGCCACUGCAGCUGAGUCAAGGGCCGGUGCCACGUGAUCCAUUUGCCCUAAAACUCUUAGCAAUCAGGUGGGUGCGUUCGAUGCUGCCUAGUUUCCGAAUCAUCUUCAGAGACACCCCUGUGCAAUUACAUUGCAGUAAUCCAGAGGGACGCUGGAGUGCAUGCCACUCAAUUGGACAGGAGAGCCAUCCUCUAGCAGCAUCUCAGUCUUGUCUAGGUUAAACUUCAGUCCAUUGGUCCUUUGUGACCAGGCAACAGUUCAGCACAUCCACUGCCUCACCUGCAGAAGAUGAAAAUGAGAAACAGAGCUGGCUGUCCUCAGGAUACUGAUAACAAUGCGCUCCAAAACUGAGUAUGACCCCACUUAGCAGUUUUAGUGUCAUAACGUCAGUAAAACACUUUACAUUUCAUCUUAGUGUGUGAUCACACCGGCUUUGGCUGGUUUACUUGUGGCCAUGUGCAGAAAAUUUGAGCUUAGCUCAGUGAUACAUCCUCUGUAUCACUGUAAUAUGCUCCUUAUGGGACUGUUUUUAAAGACUGUUAGGAAACCAGUUGGUACAGAACAUAGCAACAAGAAUGCUGGUACCAACUUAUCUGAAGGGCCACUUGCAUCUAUAUGAGCUUUCCUGGGCUUUCAGAUCCGCUUCUGAGGCCCUGCAUUAGUCUGAUGGGUACCAGAUACAGGACCUUUCAGGUGGUGGCCCUAUAGUUAUGAACGCUCUCCCUUGGAAAGUAUGAGUGACCCCAUCUUUGGAAAUGUCUAAGAAACUACUAAAACAUUUUCUGUCUUUUUAUUAUCUGCUGUUGCUUUAAAAUUUUUUUUUAAUGUUUUAGUGGAUAUUGUUCAGUUUUAAGCAGGUAUAAUGCCUUAUUGUUGUUGUUGUUGUUGCUAUUGUUAUUAUUAUUGUUAUUGUUAUUAUUAAGUCAUAAAUUUUGGACAUUGUCUUGAAGUGGCUGUUGCACCCUAAAAAGUAACAUACAAAUCAGGUAAUAAAUAAAAUAAACAAAACUGUUGAGAAUGAUUGGCAAAAGGUGUUAUUUCAGCAUAUGCCCCUUGUUAGAUGAAUGUAGUCUAUUUAUAUAAAAAACUGAAAGACUGCAGUGGAGCUAAACAGUGAAGCUGGGCGAGAGAAUUUGUCAGUGAGGAGCUAGGUGGGAAAAGGAGCCUAUUUCUAGGAAGAGAGAAGAGAGCAGUGUGUGAAAGUGCCAUUGAGAGUGGCUUCAUUUUCAGGCUAUUUUAUUCUCAGCAGUUGGGUGGGCAGCAGGGGCAAAGCAAGACAACAAGCUAUGAUGAAGCCAGGAUGUCAGAACGGGCAUAACAACAAACUGUGAUUUAUGAUCCUAGUUUGCUGUCUCAAGCAUAGUAUGGCUAGUGUGCCUGCUGGGGUUCAGGCAUGCAGACAGGCUGGGGUUAUGCUAAAAACAACAACAACCCUAUGGCUUGGUGUUGCUUCCAACGUGGGCCACUUUGGUGCUUACUCCUAAGUGUGCAUUGGCCAAGGCUGCACAUAUUUCUUAGGCGAUGACCUAUUCUUACUGGCUUAGUCAGCUCAGUGUCCUGCUUUUCGGAAGAAAUAGGCAAGAUCAAACUUAAGUUAAUUGAAAUAGUUCUUCCUUGCACAGAGAAACAACUAGAGGCGGUUGGAGGAUGGAUGGCAGCUAACAGAUUGAGGUUGAAUCCUGACAAAACAGAAGUACUGUUUUUGGGGGACAGGGGGCGGGCUGGUGUGGGGGAUUCCCUGGUCCUGAAUGGGGUAACUGUGCCCCUGAAGGACCAGGUGCGCAGCCUGGGAGUCAUUCUGGACUCACAGCUGUCCAUGGAGGUGCAGGUUAAUUCUGUGUCCAAGGCAGCUGUCUACCAGCUCCACCUGGUGCGCUGACUAAGACCCUACCUGCCCGCCGACUGUCUUGCCAGAGUGGUGCAUGCUCUAGUUAUCUCCCACUUGGACUACUGCAAUACACUCUACAUGGGGCUACCUUUGAAGGUGACCCGGAAACUGCAAUUAAUCCAGAAUGCGGCAGCUAGACUGGUGACUGGGAGUGGCCGCUGGGACCACAUAACACCAGUCCUGAGAGAUCUGCAUUGGUUCCCAGUACGUUUCCGAGCACAAUUCAAAGUGUUGGUGCUGACCUUUAAAGCCCUAAACGGCCUCGGUCCUGUAUACCUGAAGGAGCUUCUCCACCCCCAUCGUUCAGCCCGGACACCGAGGUCCAGCGCCGAGGGCCUUCUGGCGGUUCCCUCAUUGCGAGAAGUGAGGUUACAGGGAAUCAGACAGAGGGCCUUCUCGGUAGUGGCGCCCACCCUGUGGAACACCCUCCCUUCAGAUGUGAAGGAAAUAAGCAGUUAUCCUAUCUUUAAAAGCCAUCUGAAGGCAGCCCUGUUUAGGGAAGUUUUUAAUAUCUAAUGCUGUAUUGUUUUUAACAUUUGAUUGGGAGCCGCCCAGAGUGGCUGGGGAGACUCAGCCAGAUGGGCGGGGUAUAAAUAAAUUAUUAUUAUUAUUAUUAUUAUUAUUAUUAUUAUUAUUUAAGCCCUUCAAAAACAGCGUGGCAAUGAAACAAGAGGUUUCAGGACCUGUUUUGUUUCAUGUACUAUUCCAUCUGUAGGUAAAAUGUGGACUGAACUUUAUUUGCCUAUUAACAAACACUUCAUCCUCAUUUCAGUUGACCAUGUACUUCCUGAACCCAGCUCCAGUCUAUUAACCUCCUUUGAAAAGUGGCACGAGGCAGCAGACACCAAAUCCUGUUGCGAUUACUCUCUCCAUGUGGAUAUCACCAACUGGUAUGAUGGAAUCAGGGAAGAGCUGGAUAUCCUGGUACAAGAUAAAGGUUAGUAACAGUCUAGCAGAAUAGUCAGAUGAAGAGAUAAAGAUAAAAAUAUGGGGGACAUUGUCAAAAACCUUACUGAAAUCAUGAUACACAACGUCCACAGCAUUCCCCUGAUCUACCAAGCUUGCAAUUCUAUAAAAGAAAUAAAUAAAUUCGAUUUUUUUUCUGGCAUGAUUUGUUUUUGAGAAACCCAUGCUGGGUCUUACUAAUCACAUCAUCCUUUUAUAAGUUAUUGCAGACUGUUUAAUAAUCUGUUCUAGGACAUUCCUGGUAUCGAUGUCAAGUUGAUCGGUCAGUAGUUACCUGUAUCUUCUCCCCACCCCCUUUUUGGAGAUGAGGACAAUAUUUGUCCUCUUCCAGUCCUCAGGGACCUCACCUGCUCCAAGAAUUCUUGAAGAUCACAUCUGCAAGCUCCUUUAGUACCCUUGGAUACACAUCUCUGUGCUCCCUGUCUCUUGUAUCACCGUCUAUCCUGUUUUUGCGUUCCAAAAACUUAUUUUAAAAUUCCAUUCAUUCUCAAACGUGGUAUUUUUACAAAUAGCUUGUUGCACUCAUAAAGCCCAAGUUCAUUCACUUAACACUGCUUCUCUCCGUAACUCAGUAUACCAUCCUCUUAAGUCUGGUGUCUGACAGCUCUUCCUGAAGGAGCGUCUUCACCCCCAUCGUUCUGCCUGGACACUGAGGUCCAGCGCCGAGGGCCUUCUGGUGGUUCCCUCUCUGCAAGAAGUGAGGUUGCAGGGAACCAGGCAGAGGGCCUUCUUGGUGGUGGGUGCCCGCCCUGUGGAACGCCCUCCCAUCAGAUGUCAAAGAGAUAAACAACUACCUGACAUUUAGAAGACAUCUGAAGGCAGUCUUGUUUAGGGAAGUUUUUAAUGUGUGACAUUUUAAUGUAUUUUUAAUCUUUGUUGGAAGUUGCCCAGAGUAGCUGGGUUAAUAAUAAUAAUAAUAAUAAUAAUAAUAAUAAUAAAAAAUGUGGCUUGUGGUCUAGUGGUGGUCUAUGCCUGGGCUAAGCCACUGAACACUUUGUGAAUCAGGAAAAAGAACUGUGAAAUAAAAGCACUUUCUUAAAAGACAGCUGCACGUAACUAGCAUUUUUAUUUUCUGCCAGGAGCUUGCACUCUUAACAGGAUCUGAUCAUUAACUUGACUUUGCAAGCAGAAAGUGAACUAGUUGGACUAUUAAGCUUAAAAUAGAAGUAGCCAUUUGUGCAUCUGUCAUCGUAUUUUCUUUGGCGGCAUCUGCACAAUGCAUCCACCUUCCCUGCCUUUAAAAAACCCAAAAAAAAGCUGUGCUCCCAGCAUUCACUGGUGCUUGACCUGAAUAUAUCAUAUUUUUAACACUGCCUUAUAUUUUCAUUUGCAUUAUCUUUCUGUAUUUUAAUGUUUGAUAUAUUUUUAAAUAUUGUAUACAACUUUGAGAUGAUAUGGGAGGUAACAGAGAAAGAUUUUAAACAAGUAAUAAAAAAUAAAUUAAAACUGUUUUAACAUAAACAGUACUAAUAUGAAUAUUUAUGAAGGUAACUGUUUCAGAAUGCUAAAAAAAUGCACAUUCACUUUAUUCUGAAUACUUUUUCCCCUGUAAAUAGGUGUUAAUUCUUUUCAAGUCUACAUGGUCUACAAAGAUCUCUACCAAAUGACUGACAGCCAGGUAAUCUGUGCAUUUUCAAAUGAGAUCUCUGAUUCCCAGGAACUCUUCUAAUUGAGAUCCAUGCUUUUGAAUUAAGCUUAAGUUUGGGAUGGGUGUGUGUUGAAAUGUGAGCAGUCAUGUCCCUCUUCUUCCUCUGAAAUGAAAGUUACUGAACACCCUCUCUGUUGUUAUAUCUUUGGAGUCAUGAGUUUCAGGUGGGCUAACACAGUUUUUAAUUGAAAUUGUGAUGAAUAUAUUGUGCAUAUUACAGUUAAAACAUAACAUUGUGGCAGAAUCUAUUGCAAACACAAAUUUGGAGUCUGGAAACAUGUCAUUUCCAGCACCAUGACUGGUAUGGCCUCACAUUUUCAAGGAGUAUCUUCACAUGCAUAUCCAGAACUUGCUUUAGAAUAUUAAACAUUUACAAAUGCUUGUAAAUGUUUAAUGUGCACUAUUUUUGUUAUUUAACGUGUAGCUGUGAGGCCUCUGGGCAGGACUGGGACUACAGAAUUUGGGGAAGUGGGAUUAAUCCUUUCCACACACCCACAAUUUACCCCUUCCUGGAAGCGGCUGCUAGUCUUGUGAGGGGAUUAUCCUCCCAAGACUUAUAGCAGCUUCUGGAAAGGGCUGGGGGGGGGGAGGCUUAGCAGGACAGUAGCCUGCCCGCCUCCCUGUGUGCUGUGCUCCCAGUUCUACUGCUCUUUAGAGAACAAGAACUAUGCACAUUUAAUACAUGCAUUUAGCAUCUAAUCAAGAGUUGGCUUGGUUUUUGUUCCUACUUUUUCUCCAAGAAAAAAUGCUUUGGAAUCGUUUUAGAAGUUCUUGCCUUCUUCUUCUUCUUUUUAAAUUUUAUUGUUACCGUUCACAUUGACACACCAUACAGAAAAAGAAAAUAAAUUCCAUCACCACCAAAGAAAAAAAGAGAAUUAAUACAUCAACUAAUAACCUUCAAAACAUAAAAUAAGUGGUCUUUUUCUAUGCGCCAGACUUCCCGUCUAUUCCUUAUUACAGAUUCUGUAUUAAUUGUUCGCUGCCAUUGCAUAAUGAGUUUUGUUCAAUUUCAAUAUCCCUUAAUCCAUUCAUUGGUUUUACCACAUUUUUAACACUGCUACUGAAAUUAUUCGAACGCUGCGUAUGACCUUAAACUACUAUUAUUAUUUUUCAAGUAUAUUUUAAAAACUUAUCUCUUCUGACAUGCUAUCUAAUUCCACGUAUUCAACCAUUUUUUUAAUCCAUUCUAAUCUUGAUGGGACUUUAUCGCUUUUAUAAUUUGCCGCAAAAAACUUUGUGGAAGUUAUUGCCUUCUAAUUGUGGGAAUCUGAGUUAAACUGUGAGCUCUUCAUGAAAUCAUAAACAAGAAAGCAUCUACAGAUUUUUAUUUUUUUUAAUGUUCAGGUUCCUGUCAAACUUACCGUAUUUUUUGCUUUAUAAGACUCACUUUUUCCCUCCUAAAAAGUAAGGGGAAAUGUGUGUGCGUCUUAUGGAGCGAAUGCAGGCUGUGCAACUAUCCCAGAAGCCAGAACAGCAAGAGGGAUUGCUGUGCAGCAAUCCCUCUUGUUGUUCUGGCUUUUGAGAUUCAGAAUAUUUUUUUUCUUGUUUUCCUCCUCCAAAAACUAGGUGCGUCUUAUGGUCUGGUACGUCUUAUAGAGCGAAAAAUACGGUAUCUGGAAGGUGGUGGAAUUAGAGGCAAAGUAAAUGUGAUGCUAAAUGUGUUACUCCAAAGCAUAUCUGGGUGGGGUUAAUUCUUAGGAUUUCAGCAGACAGGGAGAGGGAACCAAUUCCCCAUUGGUGUCAAGCACUGUGUUUUCCUUUGCUGAUGAGAAGGGACGAGAUGAAGAAACAGAGUGAAAUAAAGUUUUACCCUUUUUUGGCUGUUGUGCUACCCUAAAAUGAAAGGAAAUGUCUGUAUGCAUGUGUGUUUUAAAGAAGGGGAUAAAAGAAUUGGGAUAUACAAUAAUCUGUCAUUGCUGACUGUUCCCCCUUCCCUUGGUACUGUAUAUAGCUCUAUGAAGCCUUUACUUUUCUGAAAAGUCUUGGAGCUGUAAUCAUGGUCCAUGCUGAAAAUGGAGAUUUGAUAGCUCAGGUGAGAAAAACUUUUCUUCUACAUUUAUUCUUUGAACUGUCUGAUACCCUUGAUAGGUAGAUUCGUUGGGCACAGAUGUUUGCCAUCUUAUCCACCCAUUUGGUUGUAGAUUAGUACUGCAGUGUGGCAGUAGCAAUGGUCAUCAAGCCCUCGCAAAAUGUAAUGAGUGCUGAAUGUCAUGGUUGUGACAGGGAGUGAUUGAAAAUGAGCCCUACUUGGCGCCAUGAAAAAUUAAAAUAAGAUGUAAUCCUGAACAUAGAAAAAUCUACUGAUAUCAAUUGGACAGAUGUGCUUAAUUGUGUGCUUCACCAGGACUUAAUGGAUGCUAGCCUUUCUCUGGAUUGGACUGCUUACACUGGGCUGUGUUUAAGCCAUGCUGUGAUUGCAGAAAGGUACCCAAAACAUGUAGACAUUAUUAUUUGGCCCAAGGUUCAGUACUGGAUGCCGAUGAUGAUGAUGCUAGUAUCAAAAAGAGGUUCUUCAUUGCAUAACUGUCCCAGAAAGACCUAUGUGACAUAUUGGUACCAAUUCAAGUGCCACCUGGCCUUAGAUGUCCAUGCUUAGAACCAGGUAGUUCUUAAGUGAUGAAACAGUCAAGAAGGGAGGGCUUGGAAUAGGUGGACAUUUUCAAAAUUCUGUCAGGCAGUUAGCAUAUAGAAUCUGUAAUAAUUAUCAGUGCAUUUUAGUUGUGGUGGAAUAAGCGAAUGGGCCUCUGAGUUUGCCAUAAAUUUAAUUUAUUUCAUUUAAUUUUUGAGUUUUUGUGGUGCUAUUCAUGGCCAGAAACAGUUCCAGCUAAAAGCAAACAACAACAACAACAACAACAACAACAACAUGCUGCCCAAAUGACUGGGUUGCCAUCCACUAUGGGCAGCUUCCAACAAAAUAUAAAAAACACAAUAAAAUAUUAAACAUUAAAAACUUCCCUGUACAGGGCUGCCUUUUGACAUGUGAUGGGAGGCUAUCCCACAGGGCAGGGACAACUACUGAGAAGGCCUUCUGCCUGGUUCCUUGUAACUUUGCUUCUCACAGUGAGGGAACCACUAGAAGGCCCUCAGAGCUGGACCUCAGUUUCUGGGCUGAACGAUGCAGGUGGUGAUGCUCCUUCAUAUAUACAGGGCUGAGGCCAUUUAGGGCUUGAAAGGUCAGUACCAACACUUUGAGUUGUGCUCAGAAAUGUUCUGGGAGCCAACAUAGAUCCUUUAGGACAGGUGUUAUAUGGUCCCAGUGGCCCUCCAAGUCACCAGUCUAGCUGCCGCAUUCUGGAUUAGCUGUAGUUUCUGAGUCACCUUCAAAGGUAGCCCCACAUAGCACACAUUGCAGUAGUUGCAAGCAGGAAAUAACUGUUGCAUGUCCCACUCUGUGAGACAGUGUGCAGGCAGGAAGGGUCUCAGCCUUCAUACCAGAUGGAGCUGGUAGACAGCCACCCUGGACACAGAAUUAAGCUGUGCUUCCAUGGACAGCUGUGAGUCCAAAAUAACCCCAAGGCUGCACACCUGGUCCUUUAGGGGCAGAGUUACCUCAUUCAAGACCAGGAGGUCCUUCACACCUGACUGCCCUCCCGUCCCCCAGUAGCAGUACCUCGGUCUUGUCAGGAUUCAACCUGAAUCCAUUGAUUGCUGUCCAUCCUCCAGCCACCUCCAGACACAUAGGACCAGGUUCAUCACAUUCACUGUUUCUGAUUUAAAUGAGAGAUAGAGCUGGUGUCAUCUGCCUAUUGGUGAACACCCAGCCCAAACCACCUGAUGACCUUUCCCAGCAGUUUCAUAUGGAUGUUAAAAAGCAUGAGAGAGGGUGGAGUCAUGAGGUACCCCACAAGUGAGUGUUGAAGGGUCUGAGCACUCAUCUCCCCACGCGACUUCCUGGACAUGACGCAGGAAGGAGUGGAACCAUUGCGUAACAGUGCCCCACACUCCCAACCUUCCUAGAUGGUCCGGAAGGAUACCAUGGUUGAUGGUAUCAAAAGCAGCUGAGAGAUCCAGCAGAACCAGGAAACAGCUUUCACCUCUGUCCCUAACCUGCCAGAGAUCAUUGACCAGUCAACCAGGGUGGUUUCUGUCCCGUGGUGGAGCCUGAAUCCUGAUUGGAAGGGAUCCAAAUGGUCCACAUCCUCCAGAUAUGCCUGUAGUUUAAAACAAUUUAAAAAUAAAACAGGCACCUGGCAUUAUACAUAGUUAAAACAGUAGCAGUUAAAAUUAUAAAUCAGGAACAUUAUACAGUAAAAGCAGAUUGGAAUAUCCGAAAUCUGUAAACUACGCAGAAUACAUAGUUGAUUGGAUGGUAUUUAAAUGCUAACAAUAAAUAUCGUUCCUUAACCAACAGACAUGACUGAAUACAGUGUAUACGAGAGACUUUUGAUACAUAUCAAUUGAUAUACCGGUAUUUGUAACCUGUUGGCCAUCAACUUUUGUCUAUUACCUCCUCAGGAACAAAAGCGUAUGCUGGAGAUGGGCAUCACUGGACCAGAGGGCCACGCCUUGAGCAGGCCAGAGGAGGUGAGAGCUGUGUUCAAGUUCAGUCUAAGGGCUGCAGGAGCCAUGCGUUAAAGUUUCUACAAUUUUUUUCUAGCAGAACUAACCAAACCAAGAGAAAUCCAUAAGCACUUCACAUCACUUUGUGAUUCUGUGAUAAUAAUACCUCAAUACAGUGGUGCCUCGCAAGACGAAAUUAAUUCGUUCUGCGAGUUUUUUCGUCUUGCAAAGCACGGUCAAGUCGCAACUGCACCUCUUCAAGCGGUUUUAAGAAAAAGGAAACAAACUUGCAAGACGUUUUCGUCUUGCGAAGCAAGCCCAUAGGGAAAAUCGUCUUGCGAAGCAACUCAAAAAACGAAAAACUCUUUCGUCUUGCGAGUUUUUCGUCUUCCAAGGCAUUCGUCUUGCGAGGUACCACUGUACAGAACACCUUAAUAACAAAAUUUUAAGCUGUGGCCUUGAAGCUGAUCACCUGCAAAUGUUCCAUUGACUUCUAUGAGAAUAUUAAAGGGGUCGCUCUGCUGAUGAACACUUCAGUAUAGCAGUUUCUUGCAAGGUGGCAAGCUGAUUACAUUCAGUUUUUAAUGUUUUUGAAGUCGUAGGAGUUUUUUCAGGUACCACCUUGAGCCAUUCAUGCCAUUUAGAUCAGGGGUGAGAAAUCUUUUUUUCUGUAAGCAGUAUUCUGAAAUUUGUGUAUAGCUUCAAAUUAAUUCUGCUUGGAGAAAAAGCAAAGCGUGAAGUAGCAGGAAAGGUUAUAUUUUUGUAAGUCAGUUAAAAGAGGAAGGGGGUUGAGGGAUGAGGAACUGUUCAUAAAGCAGAAGAGGAAAGUGGCUGGAAUCUGGGAAAUACCUGUGUGAAAAAUUUGCAAGGUAAUGAUGAAGUUACUUUGACUGAAUUUCUUUCCUUAUUUAAGCUUGAAGCAGAAGCUGUUUUCCGAGCCAUCACCAUAGCUAGUCGCAUCAACUGUCCGUUGUAUAUCACCAAGGUCAUGAGCAAGAGUGCAGCUGACAUCAUUUCACUGGCUAGAAAGAAAGGUACAGAAUGCAGCCUUUCAUACUGUUAUGAGAAAAAAACUGCUCCUUUUCCCUUAUGGGGUAUCCUCAGCCCAUAGAGAAUCUUUUUGUAGGUUCUCUACCGGUAGGAGAAAAAACACAGAGACCAACCAGAGAAUAUUGAGAAGCAAAGCAGGUAGUAAGCCUGAUCAUUAUUAAAGCUGUUGCAACAGGGUGCUCCUCCCCCCACACAGGAGGGGGGGUGUUGUUUCUUCCUGUCUGCCAGGUUACCUGAUUGGAUUACCUGGGCAUCCUGGCCACUCUUUUGUUAUGAUAACUACUCAAUUCCUGAAUCCAGGUCACAGGUUUACACCCUAUUCGUAUUUUUAAAAAGGUAAAGGGACCCCUGACCAUUAGGUCCAGUUGUGACCGACUCUGGGGUUGCGGCGCUCAUCUUGCUUUAUUGGCCGAGGGAGCCGGCGUACAGCUUCUGGGUCAUGUGGCCAGCAUGACUAAGCUGCUUCUGGCGAACCAGAGCAGUGCACGGAAACGCCAUUUACCUUCCCGCCGGAACAGCACCUAUUUAUCUACUUGCAAUUUUCGGGGUGCUUUUGAACUGCUAGGUUGGCAGGAGUAGGGACCGAGCAACGGGAGCUCACCCCAUCACAGGGAUUCGAACUGCGACCUUCUGAUCGGCACGUCCUGGGCUCUGUGGUUUGACCCAGAUGUGCCCUUAAGACAGGAUUUGUGAAAGAGACAAUGGGGAGAUUUCCCAUUUCUUUCGACCUUGCAGAGUAAUAUUUGAGGUCAUUUUGGGAGAGAGAAAAUGGUUUCAGGACUUUUCUGUGGGUUUCACACAUGUGGUUUACGUAUUUGUAUGUGUUUGCUUGGUACAUUUAUGAACAUCUAUUUAUGUAUAUUUAUGAACGCGGGUGGCGCUGUGGUCUAAACCACAGAGCCUAAGGCUUGCUGAUCAGAAGGUCGGCGGUUCAAAUCCCCGCUGUGGUCUAAACCACAGAGCCUAAGGCUUGCUGAUCAGAAGGUCAGCGGUUCAAAUCCCCGCGACGGGGUGAGCUCCCAUUGCUGUCUGUGGUGUUGGUUGAGCGCUGCCUCAUUUAUCCUUGCAAAUUGCUACUUGAUACUGCAGUGAGUCAUCAAGUGAUGAAUACAGUGGUGCCUCGCAAGACGAAAUUAAUCCGUUCCGCGAGUCUCUUCGUCUUGCGGUUUUUUCGUCUUGCGAAGCACGGCUAUUAGCGGCUUAGCGGCUAUUAAUGGCUUAGCGGCUUAGCGGCUAUUAACGGCUUAGCGGCUUUAAGAAAAAGGAAACAAACUCGCAAGAACUCGCAAGACAUUUCGUCUUGCCAAGCAAGCCCAUAGGGAAAUUCGUCUUGCGGAACGACUCAAAAAACGGAAAACUCUUUCGUCUUGCGUGUUUUUCGUCUUGCGAGGCAUUCGUCUUGCGAGGUACCACUGUACCUAUGUGGGAACCAGCAGAAAUCACUAAGAAAGUAAAAUGGUAAUGACAGAGAAGCUAAAGGGAUGUUGAAUGCUCUGAGCUGGUUCUGUGCAGCUUCACAUCCCCUUUCCCAGUGCUCCUUUCUUUUUGGUUCUUUUGGACCACCCCUCUUCUGGUGAGGAAAUAUUUUAUUCUGUUUAAACAGGUCUCUCUGGAGCUCUUUAUAUAUCUAUAAUUGUAUAUAAUUGUAUAUAUCUAUAAUUUUCUAUUACAGAUUUUCAAAUUCAAAUCAAUAUAACCAUAAUCAUUUACUUUCCUUCCCCUCCUCCAUGGUUUGUUUUAGUUAUCCAUUACUAGUGCAUAUUCUAAUUACUCCAUAUAUUUUAUUUUAUCUCCUUUCUCAUUAAAUCUUCACUUAAUUAAACUGCUGAAUUUACUCUAACCCUGCUAACAUUUUAACUUGUUUACAAUAAUUAUUCAAAUCUUCUACAAACAUUUUCCAAUCUUCCUUAAAGGCUCCUUCUUCCUGUUCUCUUAUUCUGUUAGUUAAUUUUGCUAAUUCUGCAUACUCCAUCAGUUUCAUCUGCUAUUCCUCCUUUGUUGGUGGUUUUCUCUUCUUCCAUUUCUGAGCAUAUAUCAUUCGGGCUGCCAUGGCUGUGUAGAGAAACAAAUUCUCUCUGGAGCUCUUUGUUUGUUCCUGCCACUUACUUAGAAGCAAAAAUAACCAAGAGACUUGUGGCACCUUAAAUGCUAACCGAUUUAUUGUAGCAGAAGCUUUUACAGACUAGAGUCCAUGUCUCAGAAAACACAAAGUUCUAGUUACAGGUAGGUAGCUGUGUUGGUCUGCCAUAGUCGAAACAAAAUAAAAAAAAUAUUUCCAGUAGCACCUUAGAGACUACUCUAUGGGGCGAAUACAGGCUUUCGCUGAAGCUUGGAGUGUGCACCGACUCCUCUUGCUCUCCAGGCUUCAGGAAGCUAUCAGCAAGCUUGGGGAGCCCGCGGGAGGUCCCACAGGGCUCCCCACGCUGCGGAUAGCAGCCUGCCGCCCGGCGCGAGGGGCGCCCUGAAGCAGAGCGCCCCUCACGCACCUCGCGCCGGACAGACAUCGGCCGGCCCCAUAAGCUCGGGGGACAGCGGGGAGGCGGAGCGCUGCCAUACCGCUGUUCCCCAACCUGGUUCCCCGACCUGGUUUCCUUAGACCGGAAAACCUAACUUCUGUCAUCUAUGCUCUGGUGAUCUCUAGGUAAGAUUGCUGCAACACGUUAUACAUAGGGCUACCUGAGGAUGGUUUGGAAGCUUCAGCUGGUUCAGAAUUUGGUGUCCAGGUUGCUCACCAGAGCAUGAAAGGUUAAGCAUAUUACACCGAUCCUGGCCUGGCUGCACUGACUGCCGAUUAGUUUCUGGGCUCAAUUCAAAGUGCUGGUUUUGACCCAUAAAAUCUUAAAUGGCUCACAACUGCAAUACCUCAAGGACUGUCUCUUCCCAUGUGAACCAGUUCAGACCCUGUGAUCAUCAUCUAAGGCCUUCCUUCGUGUGCCUCCUCUAAGAGAGAUCUGGAGGGUGGCAACAUGAGAACAUGCCUUCUCUGUGGUGGCUCCCCGUUUGGGGAAUGCUAUCCCCAGGGAGCCUUGCCUGGUGCCCUCCUUCCAUAUCUUUAGGUACCGGGCAAAAACUUUUCUCUUUAAUCAGGCCUUUGGUUGAUUAACAUACUAUGUCCUUUUAAAUGUGUUUGUGGGAGGUGGGGUGAUUAGUUUGCUUUCUCAUUUUGUAUUUUUAUGUUUUGAACCACCCUGUGAUCUUCGGAUGAAGGGUGGUAUAUAAAUUUAAAAAAUAAAUUAAAAGGAUGGUAUAAUCAGUUGUGUGUUUCCAUUCCCCAAGGUGCUCUUGUUUUCGGGGAACCAAUCACUGCCAGCCUGGGGACAGACGGGACACAUUAUUGGAGCAAAAAUUGGGCCAAGGCUGCAGCAUUUGUGACCUCACCGCCUCUGAGUCUGGAUCCUACAACACCUGAUCAUUUGACCUCACUUUUAGCAUGGUAUUAAACUGCAACUGCUUGUAAACCACCAAUUCAGCCAAGGGAGUCCUUGAGCCUCUUGGAUGUGAGCUAAAGUACAGAAGUAAUAUGUAAUAACAGACAAGCAUUUUGAUGUGGUUUGAUUAUUGUCAGAUUUGUUCUUCUUUGUAAGGGAAUAGCAAAUACUGUAUUUAGCUCAGAGUGAAAUUAGACAUUAUGCAGGAGACAUGUGACAUCCCCACCACAGGGGGAGGAGUCUGCUUAGCCCUUUCCCUUCCUGACCUUUCCCUGUUGAGAAUUACCCCAGGCAGCUUACCCUCUUCCCCUUUGACAAGAAAAUCGGCUCGGAAAGGAUGGUUUUAAGUGACAGGAAGGAAAAGGAUGAAAUAGCCUCAUCCCCAUCCACUCAAACUGGCAGUCUUCUGUGACUGCUUUUCAGUACAAAUCAAUCAAUCAGUCCGUCAUCAGAUGGUUCACAGGCCUCCCAUGGAACAUCUAACUAGGUCCUUAGUGGGAUGAUUUUAUAGAGUGAGCUUUUAAAAAAAUAAUCUGUAAACAAAAUUGCUGUUCAGUUUCACUUUGGUUUGCCUUACUGCUGCUGUUACAGAGACCUGAAAAACACUAGGAAAGAUACUCAAAGAACAAUACUUUGGAAAAUAGUAUUGAUGUGAAUGUGGAAGCAGAGACAUGAGAGGUUAACAGAAUUGAAAAGCAGUAGUUAACCAUAGAAUAUACAUUCCUGAAUGAAUGUGUGGCACCAAUAGCUAAAAACACAAAUGGUAAGCAAUCCACAUCCUUGCCUCCAGGCUUUAAAAAUAUUUCUGUCUCCCCUCUAUGUUCCUUCAGUGGUGACCUGCAAGUGACUGGAAGUGCCCACUGUACCUAUAGCACAGCCCAGAAAGCGGUUGGAAAGGACAACUUCACUCUGAUUCCAGAAGGAGUAAAUGGAAUUGAAGAAAGAAUGACCGUGGUCUGGGAUAAGUGUGUGGUAAGCAAAGGCAACCGCUGCUUCACACCAGGUCCUGCCUUGUACUGCUCAGAGAUUUCCAAAUCUAACUCUUAGCUAGAUGGGGCUGGGGUCAGCGGGCCAACACCCAGGGCCUUUUAUUUGCACUCACACACCCUGAGGGGCCUCAGGGCACACAACUCCGCCAGCCUGGGCUGCUGUAAUGCUCUACUAUGAUGCUGGAACUGCAUUUAAAGGCAACCAGGAAACUUUGUUUUUGUACAAAGUGUGGCUGCCAAAAUGUUUAUGGGAGACAGAAGCUUUGCGCCACCACACAUCAGUGGCACUAGUUACCAGGGCUGUCUUAAGCAUAUGCGGUGCCGGGGUACAAAGAUCCACCCGGCGCCCCCCCCCCCAGGUUGCCCAGUCCCAGGCAUGCAGGAGGGUGGAUCCAGCCAGCCGGCCGCCUCAGCAUCUUGCUGGCUCAGUCACCCCUAAACUCGCGGCUUAGAGCUGCCCACAGCAGAAGAGCCUGCCGCGGCACUCCAGACCCUUUUCCGGACUCAACUCUCGGGCCCCGGACUCUUGGCCUGGCGCCCCUGAGAGCCUGGCACCUGGGUGCCCCGUACCCCUAGCGCCUAUGGGUAAGACGGCACUGCUAGUUACCAGUCUGCUUCUGGACUCAGUUAAAAUGCUGAUAUUAUCAUUAUUUCUUCUACUCCCAAUUCAAUUCUGUCGGUGCUGUCACUUGCAUUGCCAAAACAACGACACACACACACACACACACACACACACAGAAUCAGCAGGCUUGGGAUAAACCCAAGGUUUGCAGAAGUAUAAGGGGGCGGCAGCACUGGAUUUAGGGCAGCGUAACCAGUUCCCCCACACUGGGCACCGAGCCAAGGGGACGCCUUCCCAAAGCCCAGUAAACAUUUGGCUGGCUUUGGGAAUGGGGCAUAAGGGCUCUGGCAGGGUCCUAAAGCCAUCCCACCUCCUUUCCAAAGCUGGGAAAGCACUUGCUAGGCCCUGCCUGGAGCCACCACAAAAGGCCUUGUGGGCCACAUAUUGGACCACCCUGAUCUGAGCGAUUGUGGUGGAGCAUAGGGACUCAGGCAAUCCCAAAGGUACUUAGACCCCAGUUGUUGAAGUCAUCUGUGGGUCCUUUGCACCAAGUUCAUGCAUGUGGUGAGACCUGCCCGAAACGAGGUGCUGGGGACAGUGUCAAGUUCUCAGUGGUUUUCUCCCCUUGCCUCUGCAGCUUGGUUAGCCUAUUCUCUUGAUCACUGAGGCACAUUGUUCUUUUUUUCCCUUUGAAACCAAGCCUAUCUCAUUGCCCCUAUUCCCAAGUACUACUUGUAUGCCCCAUGAAUAUUGUGGCAGCUUAUGGAAGCUGAAUACUCACAUAGUCCCGAGAUCUUAAGUGAUGCUUCCUCCGUCUCCUCCCAGCAAUCUCUCUUGUAUCCAUCAGCACCAACAUCUCGCCCCUCCCCCACGCUUCAUCUCUGCUUAAAAGGGAUGCGGGUGGCACUGUGGUCUAAACCACUGAGUCUCUUGGACUUGCCGAUCAGAAGGUUGGCGGUUCAAAUCCCUGCGACGGGGUGAACUCCUGCUGCUCCCUCCCAGCUCCUGCUAACCUAGCAGUUUGAAAGCACACCAGUGCAAGUAGAUAAAUAGGUACUGCUGCAGCAGGAAGGUAAACGGCAUUUCUGUGUGCUCUGUCUUCUGUCACGGUGUCCCGUUGUGCCAGAAGUUGUUUUGUCCUGCUGGCCACAUGACCUGAAAAGCUGUCUGUGGACAAACACCAGCUCCCUUGGCCUGAAGUGAGAUGAGCACCGCACCCCAUAGUCGCCUUUGACUGGACUUAACCAUCCAGGGGUCCUUUGCCUUUAUCUUCCCUUACAAUCUCUACUUGCUCCACUCCUUGUUCUGGUGGCAGCCUCCUUCAGAGCUUAACAUCUUCGGUCAGCCUUCACUAACCUGGUGUGGUCCGGUUGUAUUGAGCUACAACUCACAUCAAUCUAGGCCACUGGCUAGGCUAGCUGGAGCUUAUGGCAGUUGUGCUCCAGAUUUAGUAGCAGGCACCAGGUUGGGGAAGGACAAAUAGCCCAGUCAACCCACCAGGUUCAUCAUCCUUUAUUCUAACAGGGCCAAAAAGUCAUUUUACCCACAACAGCCACUAUAACUAAGGAAAUCAACAGGCUUCUUCCACCUGCCAUGCAAUUUGUCUGGCAUUUUGCCCCUCUGAAUUCCAAGUCUCAACUGCUAGCUUCAUUUGCCAUCUGCUGGUAUGUUAAGAAUUAUUUUUUUUAACUCAGUUACCUUUUUAAAAAAAAUAAAUAAAUCCAUAACUAAUUCCAGGAAGAGCCACUAAAUCUAAUACCUGUCUACAUCCGCAUACAUAUUCCUGGUGGCUCUUAAUCUGCUGUAGGAAAGAAUACUGGUGAUUUCAUGUCAGAUCUUGUACAUUUGUGACUUAGAUGUUCUCUGAGUAAAAUUUUGUUGACCACCACCUUUAAUCUCUGUUGUAUGUACAUAUAUACCACUAUUCUUAAGAUAUGUUACUCAUGGAAAAUUUAUCUUAGUCUUCAGGUAAAAUGGAUGAAAACCAGUUUGUUGCCAUUACUAGUACCAAUGCAGCCAAAAUCUUUAACCUCUAUCCGCGAAAGGGUAGAAUCGCUGUGGGUUCGGAUGCUGACAUUGUGAUCUGGGACCCAGAGAAGGCGAAGACCAUCACAGCCAAAAGCCAUAAGUCGGUAAGAGGAAAAGCUCUUCAAUUUUUUUGAGAACUACUUAAGGCACUAUUGCUGCAGGCUGUCAAAAAAUACCCUCAACCACGGCAGCACAAUAUGUGCCCAAUUGCUCCUUACUGCAUGUGUGCGUCACCCAGUUGUGUCUAGAGAAUGGAUGCCAGUGCUGCCACCAUCAAAGAUACACAGGCAGCAGGGCCGGCCCACCUGUGAGGUGGGGUGAAGCACCCACCUUGGAUGACAGAAGCCCCCAAGGCAGCACCCCACUGGCAGAAAAGCGCCACCAGCUUCUGUGCCAAUUUCCGGUGAGACUUUGCCGAAACCUGCCAUCAUUGCUGCCACUUUGUGCCACCACACCGUGACGUUUUAAUGGUUUUGACUCCCUGACUAUUAAAGAAAAUUAACUAUCAUGUUUAACACCUUCUACAAUUUAAUGUAGUAUAAAUCAUUCAUGCCUAUCAGUAAAUGAGAAUUAACUGCAUGUUCUGGUCUCCCCCUUGCAGGCUGUUGAAUAUAAUAUAUUUGAAGGCAUGGAAUGUCACGGUGCUCCCCUCAUAGUCAUUAGCCAAGGGAAGAUUGUGUUUGAAGAUGGAAAUCUCCAUGUAAGUAAAGGAAUGGGCCGUUUCAUUCCCCGGAAGCCCUUCCCUGAAUACCUUUAUCAACGCAUCAAAAUUAGGAAUAAGGUAGGUUUGUAUAGAUAUCCAAACUUCUUGUUGCUAAUCAUUUCUAUAACAUGUUAUAAUGUACAGAUGCUUGAAUGUAUAUAUUUUUGUAGAACAAUGGGUCAUUUCAUCUGGCUGUUUCAGCCCGCCCAGGGAUGGCUGUGGGCAGGAUUCUUGCAUUACAGGGAACUGGACUAGAUGACCCUUGGAGUCUCUUCCAUCUCUUCAGUUCUGUAAUUCAGAGAGAGCAAUAUGCCUGAGGAAAUACGCAGUGGCUGUAUCAUUCCAGAGAUCCACUGCCCAGUUCCAAUCCAUUUUGAGACACGAGUUUUGCCAUUGUAAAGGUAAAGGGACCCCUGACCGUUAGGGACCCUCCAAGUGCCCUUAUUUUCCAGGGACAGUCCUGGAUUUACAGAAGCCGCCCCGCUUUCUGAUUUGAUCCUGAAAUGUCCUGCUUUUCCUUAGAGGUAAAGGGACCCCUGACCAUUAGGUCCAGUCAUGGCCGACUCUGGGGUUGCGGCGCUCAUCUCGCUUUAUUGGCCGAGCUUCCGGGUCACGUGGCCAGCAUGACUAAGCCGCUUCUGACGAACCAGAGCAGCACACAGAAACGCUGUUUACCUUCCCGCCGAAGCGGUACCUAUUUAUCUACUUGCACUUUGACGUGCUUUCGAACUGCUAGGUUGGCAGGAGCAGGGACCGAGCAACAGGAGCUCACCCCGUCACGGGGAUUCGAACUGCCAACCUUCUGAUCGGCAAGCCCUAGGCUCUGUGGUUUAACCCACAGAGCUACCCGCGUCCCAUUAUACAUGUGAAUAAAAGUUAAAUAAAAAAAUGAGAAUGCUGGCUGAAACUUUGUCAUUUUACAGGGAUGGGGGAAAUAUUGAAAAUGAUCCAUUGAUCAUUUGUGGGCCCUCAGGGAAUUUCAGGUUGGCAUACCCAGUGCCUGGCAUUAUCAAUCAAUCUUUAUUACGGUCCAGAGACCCAACAAAUCGUUACAAAGCAAUGCACAAUUCAGACAGCCUACCUCCAGGUUAAACAAGCAUUUUGUUCAGACUUAAAGAUAGGGAUCAUUGUUUCUUGCAAACACCGAUAAAAACUUUGCCACUGCUAAUGUUCUAGCGUUUGUCCAGUCUUCCAAUAGGAACCUGACAUAGUGAGCCUCUGAUUUUCCUGGGGAAGGUACCAGCAAGGGUAAUAUCAGUUCAGUCCUGGCUUGCUCAUAUUUCACACAAUGCAGCAAAUUAUGUUUUAUAGAAUUGAUGUCUUGAGCACACGAGCAAAGUCUGUCCUGGUAGGGAACUCCUCUCAACUUGCCAUCCAACACUGCAGACGGAAAGACGUUUAGUCUGGCUUUGGUGAAUAACCUUUGAUAAUUUGGUACUGUCAGGUAUUUAAUGUAAGGUGUUAACUUAAAGACAUGCCCAUAUUGUACUCCUACUGCCAGCGGACUACAGACUGCGUGUGAUCGAGAUCGCAAGUCACUGUGUGUAUUAUCCCAUAAUCUUUGCUUUAACAUCUUUUGGGCGCCUUCAUAACCCAGGUAAUACAGUUGGGGGGGGAGACAGACCAAUAGAGGUGGCUUUUUUUAGCCAUGAUUUUCUGCCAUUUGCUGACAAAUUCCUCAUUGGUCAGGUGUUGGUACAAACCCUUCCCUAGAUUAAACACUGAAAUCCUGAGCCAAUGUUUUAGGGCAGCCCACCACGCUUUAGUUGAAAUUGGGCAUUCACCAGCUUCUAACAGAAGUACGGAGUUGGGGACGCAGUUGGGUACCUGCAGCAGAGAUCGUAGAAAUUUUGCCUGAAAGCCAUCUAGCUUUGGCAGGCCCCAUUAUGCCAGACAUUUGUAGCAUACAGGAGUUGGUAAACGGGUUUUGCGUUGAAAACCCUUACGGCUGCUGGAACAUAUUUGCCGCCCUUUGUGAAAAAGAAUCUGAGUAUGGCUAGCUUUGUGAUCUCCGCCUUUUGAAGGGAGGUUUGCCAGUGGUGCUUCCAAGAUGUUGUAUGAUGGAAUGUGAGCCUUAGAUAACUGAAGUAUUUAAUCUGUUCAAGGUUAUGGCCAUCCAGCACCCAUUUAGACCGGGAGAAGCUUCUUUCGAAUACUAAAAUUUUAGAUUUUUCAUAAUUAAUGGAUAAACCAUUUCCAGAACAGUAAUCAGAAAACUUCCUCAGCAGAUAUUUAAAACCCGGGCUGGAAUGUGAGAUGAUGGCCGCGUCAUCCACAUAUAACAACAAGGGGGUCCUUCUCAUUCCUAUUUUUGGGAAAGUGCCCAUCUGGGUCCAUUAAGCUCUCUUCUAGGUCAUUUAAGAAUAGGCAAAACAGUGUGGGGGCCAAAAUGCAUCCCUGUCUCACCCCCCUAGUCAUCCCGAUACUGUUCGAUAACAGUCCCUGCCGACCGCAUCGGACCUGCAGUUUGGUUCCAUUGUACAGGGCUUUUAUAAGAAAGAGGAGUCGUUUGUCCUGCAAAAUCAGAUUUAAUUUGGACCAUAGCUGGGAUCUGGGGAUGGAAUCGAACACUGAUUUCAGAUCCAUGAAGGCCACGAAGAGUUUACCCUGUAGAGGCCUGGUGUACUUCUUGGCUAGGAAGGACAGCAUUAGACAGUGGUCUGAUGUUGAAUGGUUCUCACGAAAGGCUGCCUGGGCUUCAGAUAGUAUAUUAUGUUCAUUUAGAAAAAUUGUCAGUUUGCUACUGAGGAAUCGGGCAUACAGCUUCCCAAUUAUUGAAAGGAGGCUAAUUGGCCUAUAAUUGGAGGGUACGUUUGGGUGGCCUCUCUUAAAGAUUGGAACUACUAUAGCAUGUUUCCAGUUAUAUGGUACUUUGCCCGAGUUAUUUACUACCGUAAAAAGUUCUGCCAGAAGCGGAGCCCACCAGUGCUGGUUUGAUGUAAUCAAUUCCACUGGGAUAAAGUCUUUCCCCGGAGCCUUUCCACUCUUCAUAUUCCCAAUUAAUGUAUGGACUUCCUCCACAGUAACCAGCCUCCAAUGAGGGAGCAGUGACAAUUCUGACUGGCAUUAUUGUCAGUGCCCACUUUGUCUUCCCUUCUUAGCAGAAGAUGGAAGGAGCUUCUCUCUGUGACCAGUCACAGUGCCAGUAGGGGAGAGGGGCAGGCUUUCACCACUUUGUGGUCCUUUUUGAGAUGUGGCUUUUUGAGAUGUGUCAGCCAUUUUGUGACUAGUGCCCACUGCACCUUUUCAAAAUGCCAAAGGGGCCUUCUGGCCCAAUCAGGCUGGCAACCCUUUCUUAGAUUGCAUGGCACUUCACUUUUAGGUGCUUAGAAAAUACUAAAUCUUACGAUGUGCAAAUCUCCCCACUUUGGGAACAGAAGAUGGAAGUGAUGAUGGAGGAAGCAGGACUCAUCAACCUUGCUCUGUUGUAUACAUUUUUGCACUGAUCUUAUGUGUGAGACGGGUGGGUCAAAUGCCAGGCCACUGAAAUGUAAUUGCAUUUCUGUUUGUGAUAUGCAGGUAACAGAAUUGCAAGGUGUCUCCCGAGGAAUGUACGAUGGGCCAGUCUAUGAAGUUCCAGCAACACCAAAAUAUGCAACUCCUGCACCUUCCACUAAAUCGUCUCCUGCCAAAAACCAGCCUCCACCAAUCAGGAACCUCCAUCAAUCUAACUUUAGCUUAUCAGGUGUGACAAACUAUCAGUAUCAGCAACCUUUUUUUGGAAAACAGGGUCCACUGCAGAGAAUUGCUUAGUACAAUUGCUUAGUCCAUCCAUCAGUAAUUUAGUAAGGACCAGCAUUGAUGACUUACUGGCAGAAGGAGUUUUUCAGUGUAAGGGGAAGCCCAGAGGGAACUGCAGCCUUGUGAUGUGCGGUACAUGUCUCUCUGCAUUUUCAGUGCUACACCUGCAUUCUCAGGUCUGGAUAAAGGAUGCCCACUCCCAGAAGUCUUGUGUGCAGGUGUAGCUCAAAGACAACUGCACAGAGGAAUCCACAUUGGUUUUCUGUAGAUGGACCUGUGUUUCUACUAGCGCAGUCGGCAAAUACCCAUUAAGCUUGAUGAAAAGUUACAGCAGAGACUUAGGAUUCAGUGUCCAAUGAAAGUUUGAGCACUGUCGCUUCAGAGUGCCAUAUCCUAAACAUUAUGUUGCAUGGGUGUACUUUGUAAAAUCAGUAUUUGUGUGGGUCAGGCCUCAUUUUCAGUAUAAAAGGGCAAGAAGUUUAGCUCAUAUUAAGCAUUUGCAAUUACUUGUGCCAUUGAUUUCUGAGUAAAUGAAAGGCUGGAGAAGCUAUUAACUCUCACCUUGUUUCUGGAUUGCUGUUGCACAGGUGCUCAGGUAGAUGAUAACAACCCACGUCGCACUGGGCAUCGCAUUGUUGCGCCUCCUGGUGGUCGCUCCAAUAUUACUAGUCUUGGAUGAACUCAGAUGGAAACAGAAACCAAGAAUAAAGGCUCAUAGGAACAAUUAUUAUUUCCUUUCUAUGUCUGUGUUGUUGAUCCCACACUUUUAUUCGGUACUUGUGUGUGCGUGUGUGUGUGUGUGUGACAGGGAAUCUCUCCUCCUCCCCAAGAAAAGUGAAUAGAAAGAAGUCAUCAUUGUGUAGCGUGUUUGCUUGGAAUAAAUUGCCUCACAAUUGUGCUUUCAUACCUUUGCCACCUUUUAAAGCAUGGUGCUUCCAUUUCUCCAUUAGUGAUGGAUGCUUUUAGCUUUGUCUCGUAAUGACCUGAUAGUUCGUUUGCACCCCCCACCCGUUAGCCGUGCUAGAGUAGUUGAUGCAUGUUACUAAGUUAUUGAUGCAAGCUGCAGUUUGUGAGUGAGUCCACUUUAGAAAGAACACUUUGCCAAUAAUUACCACGAUGCCAAGGUAAGAAGAAAGACUGGUCAUUUUUAAAAUAUGCAGAAUAGGACAGGAGUCUUUCUUUUAAUGUUAUUUUUUAAUUUAUUAAAUCCCAAGAAACCUCAGUAGAGGAGGGCCUAGUGGCUCUGACCCACUUAGUACAUUCCAAGUCUGUGUCUUUGCUUUUAGAAAGAGCCAUAAUUUCCACAUUGUGACGCUGUUGCCAUUUUGUUCAGGGGAUUUCUACAACUGGCCAGUAGCGCUCACCUUUUGCAUGAAAUAUUUGGUACUUCUAAAGAAUUCAAUUUGCUGUUGGAUUUUUAAUGUUUUUGUACAAAGUUUUUUCUCCUUUAUAAAUCACGUUCAUUUUUACUUAUUAUAAUGUAUCAGAUCUACUAGUUGUGGUUCAUUUUUUUUGAAUUGAAGGCUUGUGAAAUAAAAGAAGAUGAAAUG
Podarcis lilfordi (Lilford's wall lizard) is the source of this 36711-nucleotide messenger RNA. The record is from the annotation of a GenBank genome assembly. Lineage: Eukaryota; Metazoa; Chordata; Lepidosauria; Squamata; Lacertidae.